Amphimedon queenslandica is the source of this 1536-nucleotide messenger RNA. Its product is annotated as TBC1 domain family member 19-like. The coding region runs from base 17 to 1480 and encodes 487 amino acids. Lineage: Eukaryota; Metazoa; Porifera; Demospongiae; Haplosclerida; Niphatidae. The transcript has 18 exons. The record is from RefSeq and is a predicted model, not a curated record.
CGCCUCUUUCCUUUGCAUGAUGGAGGAUUCAUACUUUGUUGCUGAGAUACAGAAAGGGCUUACAGACAAUGGAGUCCUGUCUUAUAUGAGAGGACAGAUAUGGAAAGAGGUUGCUGCAGCUAGAGAACUUCCAAGUGACGCUGAAGGACUGGAGAUAUUUAUAAGGAAAACACUACAGACCUCUUCUCUUGAGGUAGCUCUGAAGAAUGCAGUUUAUAUAGAGAAGUUAAGAUUAUCUGAGACAACUCCAUUUAUACUUCAAGCGAUUGGUCCCCUACCCACAGACUAUGAUCAGUUUGAACCAUUAGAAUAUGUCAGAGAAGCUCAGCUACAUUUACAUGACAGACUAAAUGGAGGAAUAAAGGCACUUCAUAAAAUAACAGGACUACCUCUUUAUGCCGAAAGGACGUCAGCUGAAAGUGAGCAAUUGCGAAAAAAGUGGCAAUCAAUAGGUUCACUGAAAUAUGAUCACAGUCAGUUAAAUUCACUGUAUACACAUGUAGAAAUUCUUAACUCUAUCAUACACAUAACUAAUCCAAACUCUUCAGUUGAUCAAGCUGUCAGUACAGGUCGAUUAGUGAAACUGCACAUGAACUGUAAAUCAUUAAUUAAUUUAAAGGACCAAUAUUCACAGCUUCAUCCUAGUGACUUUGAAGCAUUAUCCUCAUCAUCAGUGGAAACGAUCAUAAAGACUGGACUCUAUCAUUCAGCAUUGCAAGUCUGUAGAGUUGGAUGUACCAAUGAACACAGAAGCAUCAUUUGGAGUAUGGCACUUGGCAUUGACAUCAACCUACCUCAGCAUUCAUUUCAUCUUGAAAAUUUAAAGACUCAAGUUUUAAGAUAUAGGAUAUUACAAGAUGACCUAAUAAUUAAAGACAUUAAGACUGUCACUAUGAAUGACGUGGAGUUCUUUGUAUUUGAAGACAUCUUAGUUCAAGUCCUUCUCUGCUUAUUGAGAGACCAGAGUGAGUCAUUUGGUAGAAGGAGCUAUCACUUAUUACCAUAUAGGAAGUUUUCAAUCCUUGUUGGUCCUCUCUGCUACUUGUAUCAAGAUACAGAGAAGUUGUAUGCAAUGUUUAAAGUCAUGUAUUCAAGGUACUUUUCGCUAUUGCACAUUCUCACAUCAAAAGAAAAGGGUAGCAUUGGCCUCUGCUGUCUGUUUGAGAAUUUGAUGUUAUCAAGAAUUCCUGAGCUAUUUCAGUACCUCAUUCUGAUAGGAUCACAUCCGCUGAAGAUAGUUUUCCCUUGGUUCCUGACUGGUUUUGUUGGUUACUUAUCGGUAGAGCAGAUAUUCAUACUGUGGGAUUUUAUAAUAGGUUAUGAAUCGUUAGAAAUAUUAGCAGUUCUUGCUGCAGCCAUCAUGGAGUUUCGUGCUAAGAGUCUAUUCCAAGUAUCAUCAGCAGGAGACAUAGAGGCUGUACUGUCUGACUUAAGGAACAUAACCAUAUUACCUCUUAUACAACAAACUCUAUUUUUAUAAUAAUAAUAAUAUUAAACUACAUAACUCCGUUGCGUUCACAAGACGUGUUGAAUGAA